This is a messenger RNA of Pundamilia nyererei, 1445 nucleotides long. RefSeq names its product cerebellin 4 precursor (gene cbln4). The transcript is spliced from 3 exons. The record is from RefSeq and is a predicted model, not a curated record. Bases 434 to 1015 code for a protein of 193 amino acids. Gene Ontology annotation, cellular component: synapse. Gene Ontology annotation, molecular function: protein binding. NCBI's taxonomy places the organism in Eukaryota, Metazoa, Chordata, Actinopteri, Cichliformes, Cichlidae.
GCGCGCACACAAGCAGCAUAUCACUGCGGAACAGAUAUUGUCAGACGCGUUAUUUGGAGUGGGAGUGAAGGCUAUGGACGAUUUAUCGACUGAUCCCCUCACGCACUGGAUGGUCUACUUUUUUCUGAUCCACGAGCUUUUAAUAAAGUCUACCUGAAAAUGAGACGCAUAGAAAACAAUCGGUGAUUUUCGUGUUUUUCAGGUUUUUUUGUGGGGGGGUUUCUUCAAAAGAAGAUUUAGACUUUAAAGGGAUUCUGCUUUUUUGUUUGUGUUUCACUUGGAUAUGGCACAUCUUUGGAUCCAGUAAGCGAAUUUUACAGCGUCAGACGCGUCUGCAGCGGGGGAGAGCAGUGGAGGGACACGGAAACUUGUGUGGUGCAGGAGACGGUCUCUGAAUCUGCGCUGCCACAGUUGUCACAGACAGAGAAGAGCCAUGGUUACUUCACUCCUACUGAUGCUCAGCUGGACUGUGAUCUCUGAGGUUGUGAGAGCUCAGAAUGACACGGAACCGAUCGUCCUGGAGGGCAAAUGUCUCGUGGUCUGCGACUCUAAUCCGGCAACGGACUGGAAGGCUUCAUCCUCUCCGCUCGGCAUCUCGGUGCGCGCCGCCAACUCCAAGGUGGCUUUCUCUGCAGUCCGGAGCAACAACCACGAACCGUCGGAAAUGAGCAACAAAACAAGAAUAAUCUACUUCGAUCAGGUUCUUGUGAAUAUAGGAAACUACUUCACAUUUGAAUCAGUAUUUCUGUCCCCGAGGAAAGGAGUCUACAGUUUUAACUUCCACGUGAUUAAAGUGUACCAGAGCCAAACCAUACAGGUGAACUUGAUGUUGAAUGGGAAACCAGUCAUCUCUGCCUUUGCGGGUGACAAAGAUGUAACUCGCGAGGCAGCCACUAAUGGAGUUCUGCUCUAUCUUGAAAAAGAGGACAAAGUCUACCUAAAGCUGGAGAAAGGAAACCUAGUUGGUGGAUGGCAAUACUCAACAUUUUCUGGCUUUCUUGUGUUUCCUCUGUAAAAAAGAAAAAAACAAAAGAAAAAAGAAAAAAAAAGAAAAGAAGAUUGUAAGCUUACUGACUUCUUCAUAAUGUGUUGUCACAGUAUAAUCAAAACAUUGCUGCUGCAUCAGUUGGAUCUUGCCAAAAUGUUGAAAAAUGAUAGAUGGAAAUGGAUCCCAACAUAGAGAGGAAAAUAAGACUUUGGAAAUGGUUCACGUUCGCUGGAAGUGCUGUGUCCCCGUCCAGAUGAAAGAAAGACUUGAAAUGUUCCCGAUCGCUACUGUAUGUUCCUGUCACUCAAGCAGCCUCAGAGAGGAACACUAAAACAUCUCAAAAGUACUUUUCAGACUUUCACUUGUCGGAAUAUGUUUAGCAUACUGAUGUUUUUUCCCAUGACAGCGGUUGCAUUCAAAGACAUCUGCCUUUUGAGAGUAAACCGUAUGCCUGUUA